Messenger RNA from Oldenlandia corymbosa var. corymbosa, 2601 nucleotides. Lineage: Eukaryota; Viridiplantae; Streptophyta; Magnoliopsida; Gentianales; Rubiaceae. The record is from the annotation of a GenBank genome assembly.
UAAACUUAGUAUGACUUGAUUAGAUUUCAUUUUGGGUAUCUAGAGUUGCUCCAUUUAGGAUGACGAAAGCCUCCGUUAGGCCAAUUUCUACCUUCUUUUUGGGAAAUACAGACCGUCACAUCAAAAUGUACUUGCAGGUGGCGACAUUCCUAAUAAACCAGUGAUUGGAAUUGUUCCCGAGGAGCUAACUGAGAACAACUAUGAGGACUGGAAAAUAUGCUUAAAGCAUUAUUUGGUUGGCCAUGGACUUUGGGGUGUCGUCUCUGGGAAAGAGUCUGAACCAAGUAAAGAUAAGAAAGAAGAACAUGAAGAAUGGAAGAAGAAGAAUGCACUGGCUUUGCAUGCCAUACAACUUUCAUGCGGAGCAAGCAGAUACGCCAAGUUUAAAGAGGCUCAUACUUCCGCUCGGGUUGCAUGGUACCAUUUGGCUGAGAAAAUAAAGAGCCCUAAAAAAAUAACAGCACCUGAUGUUGAAGAUGAAAACCAUAUCAAAGAUGAAGGAUCGAAAGAAUACCUUAAUUAUGCCGACUUGUAUGAGGCAAUUGAUAAAGGCAAUUUGCGCAGCACAAGGGCUUUUCUUGAACAAAAACCAAAUGCAGUCGGGGCAAGAAUUUCAUCACAUAAAGACAUUGCUCUUCACAUUGCCAUUUUGGCUGGACACAUGAAGAUUGCAGAGGAGUUGGUAAAGAAAAUGCGACCAGAAGACUUGGAGAUGACAAAUGAAUAUGGCUCUACAGCUCUUUCUUUAGCUGCAAUCAGUGGUGCAACAAAACUAGCGAAGAUGUUGGUAGAGAGAAACCAUAAGUUAGUUAGCAUCGCAAGUGAGCAAGAAGAUGGGCAGCUUCCGGUCAUUGUUGCUGCGCAAUAUGGCCAAAAGCGUAUGGUUCGUUAUCUAUACAGGGUAACGCCAAAAGAGGAACUAAGUCCAGAGAAGGGUGAAAAUGGAGUCACACUGCUGAAUUGUCUGAUUACGGCCGAAAUUUAUGAUGUUGCAGCAACGCUAUUGAAAAGGUUCCCAAAACUUGGUACCAUCCCCGAUCAUAAUGGUGACUACACUCUUAGAAUCCUUUCUCACAAGCCAUCAGCAUUCCCUAGUGGAACCAAUUUCAUUUUCUGGAAGAAAUGGAUCUACUCAUGUGUAGUGGUUGAUUCGUUUUGGAGUAGAUCAAAAGGUUCCCAUGGAGGUGAAAGCGCCAAAACCCAGCAUUCAAGCGAUCCUGAGGACCACAACAUUGACAUUCUUGAUUCCAGUGAUGAUGAAAUGGCCAUAACGACGCAUGCUGGUGCGAGGUUUACUAGCUAUGUUCGCAAGACUCUGAAAGAACUGGGUUGGGGACUUUUGAGAUGCCUUGUUCCAGAUAUCAAGGAUAUUCAUGACAGGAAGUUAAUUCAUGCUGAAGCUAGGGGACUACUCACCUGCAUUUUUCAGGAGGUCCGAGAGUUGAAUAAGUCACAACUUGAAACAAUGGGUAUUGAUAAGAUCUUGUAUGAUGCUAUCGAGCAUGGAAUUAUUGAGUUUGUCCUUGAAAUUCUUAAAUUUACUCCUGAAAUUAUAUGGAGAAAAGACAAAAGGGGACGAACAAUCUUCGCACAUGCAAUUAUACUCCGGCAAGAGAAGAUUUACAGCCUUAUACAUUCCUUGGGUGCUAAAAAGAAAAUAAUUGCACGUCGACAUGAUGUUUUUGGAAACAAUUUUUUGCAUUUAGCAGCCAAGAUGUCUCCUCCAUCUCAACUCGAGAGGGUUUCAGGUGCUGCCCUACAAAUGCAAAGGGAACUGCAGUGGUUUCAGGAAGUGGAAGCCAUAGUUCAACCAAAGUGCAGGGAAGAAAAGAAUGAGAAUAUGAAAACGCCUUCUACACUUUUUUCUGAUGAGCAUAAGGUGCUGGCUAAGGAGGGAGAAAGAUGGAUGAAAAAUACUGCGGGAUCAAGUAUGAUUGUUGGGACUCUCAUUGCUGCAGUCAUGUUUACGACAGCUUUCACUGUUCCAGGUGGUAAUGAUACCAACACAGGACUCCCAGUCAUGCUUAAAAAACAACGAAAGGCUUUCUUGCUCUUCAUGGGGUCGAACGCACUAGCUAUGUUCACUUCCUCAACUUCAAUCCUGAUGUUCUUGGGGAUUCUCACAGCACGAUACGCGGAGAUAGAUUUUCUGAAGUCCUUACCUACAAAGUUAAUCUUUGGCAUUGCUUGUCUGUUCAUAUCCAUAGUCACCAUGAUGAUAUCAUUUGGCGCAGCUAUAUAUCUGAUGCUGAUCAAUGAUUUAUCUUGGGUUUCAUAUCCAAUCAUAGUUUUCUCUGUCAUCCCAGUCGCUCUUUUUUCCUUGCUGCAGUUUCCACUGCUGGUUGAGAUGAUUAAUCGCACUUACGGAUCAGGCAUCUUCAGGAAACCUAAAAGGAAACUGUUUAGUUCCUGAGCUUGUUGCGGAUUUAUGUCGCUCUUUGAGCUUUGAAUAAAAAAAAUCCUGGAUUGAGUCAUUGAGAUGUUUCAAAAAAUCGAAUAAAACAAGUCAGUGUGAUCAAUGGGAUCAAUCCUUCAUUUUCCUUGUUACAGAAGGGUAAUCUCUUUAUGUUUUAUCUCCAAAAGUUCAGCUAAAUUGUCAAG